Fusarium venenatum is the source of this 1887-nucleotide messenger RNA. RefSeq lists its product as uncharacterized. Gene Ontology annotation, biological process: DNA-templated transcription. Gene Ontology annotation, cellular component: nucleus. Gene Ontology annotation, molecular function: DNA binding; zinc ion binding; DNA-binding transcription factor activity, RNA polymerase II-specific. NCBI's taxonomy places the organism in Eukaryota, Fungi, Ascomycota, Sordariomycetes, Hypocreales, Nectriaceae. The record is from RefSeq and is a predicted model, not a curated record.
AUGCAAGAAUAUGCGACAGACAAACCGCCCCAGCCUCUACGCAUGGCACUCAGGAAUCCUUCCGAUGCUCUACAAAUUCUGGCGUGUUCGCAAGAUGACUCCCCUGUUUCAACACGUUCCUCAAUCGCAUACUCCGAUACUACUGGGCGGUUGGCCCCCCAAGCAUCCUCUCUUGAACAUAGCACGACGCAUGGUAAUCGGCCAACGCCCAGUUUUAUUCUUGAUAACUACGACCUAGUCAAGAGGGGCUUACUACAUUCGAGUAUUUUACCUGAGCUCCUACACAUAUACGCCAAAAACUACCAUCCCUAUUGUCCCAUCGUACCAGAAUACUUUCUAGGCUCAUCAGCCUUGGAGAAAGUUCAAAGGCCCGACUAUUUCCUUCUCACCAUUAUUCUGACUAUUGCCUCAAGAGACUCUCCGAAUCAUGUACUGGUACAUCGCUAUUGCUGGGACCAUACUCAACAUCUCCUUCUCCAAGUACUCCUCGCACAUUCAUGGUCCCAGACUCCCCGAACUGUCGAGGGUCUCAUACUGCUAUCGGAAUGGUUACCACACAUUCAGGCCAACCGAAGUACGGAAGCUAACAAGAGUUUGUCAAGUGAGGACAGAACGGCUUGGUCUCUCGUUGGCCUCGCUGUACGUUUGGGCUAUCUUCUUCGUUUAGAUACGGCUGCUUUCCGGAAUUCCGUUGACGACGAAUCGAAAGAACAAGAGGAGCGGAAGCGGCUAGUGUGGAUUUUUGUUUAUCUCUUGGAUAGACAGAUAUCCGUUCGCCUGGGCCAUUCAUUCUGGUCUCGAGGCCCAGCACUGUCGUCACACUUUACCGAAAAAGACUUUCCGAGUCUGAAGUCUACAUCCGGCAUUAACCAUCAGAGCUACGCAGCGGUUCUCGAAGCAAACCUCGAACUGACUCAACUCAUCUACAAUGCUCAUCAGAUUCUAUAUCCAUCUACCGACAAAACAAUCACUAUGAUACACAAUGGCGACUACCCUAUAUACCUGGAUGACUUUGACCGCUCCAUCACAACGUGGCAUGCCAAGUGGAAAGAUAUCGAAGCACCGAUCAAUGUCAAAACGAGUCUCAUGUUGACAUACGAAUACACACGUUUAUAUGUCAACGCCUUCUCCUUUCAGGCGGUCGUCAUACGGAAGUCGACUCCGCGUUCUUCAUCACAGCCUGGAAACAGACAACCGCACCCUGACCAGUUCGCUCAUGGCAUCAUGUCGCUUCCAGAUGGUAAAUAUGUUUUUGACGCUACGCAAGCGGCGAAAAGCCUCUUAGGUCUAUUUACUCGUCUUGAGCCACGGCGGGCAUCGUGUUACCUGCCUUCACGUUUUCAUUUAUACGGGGUGUAUGCAGCUGUGUUCCUCCAUAAAACAAAAAGUGCUGGAGUGUUCCAGUCCGCUGCUGAGAAGCAAGAAGUGACCAAUCUAGUGUUGCAGUUUAUUUCCAUCAUGAAAGAAGCUCCACUUGUCGAAACACAUGUCUGCCAUGGGUACAGUGUCAUGCUUAAAAGACUCUGGUGUCCAGACGACGGAGUCAACUCCUCUCAAGGCCAACAUAGUCCUGGAAUGGGCCAAAAUGCGACAAGCCAAGGAAUGGCCCAGCAGAGAGACAUCGAGAUUAAUGUUGAUUCUUCAAGUGCAUCACACGAGCCCGAAAUGCAACAGGAGAGCGGUCAGGAUAGGUUCAACAGCUUUUUUAACCAUGGUGGGCUGGAGUGUAUCGGGGAGGAGUUCUGGUUGGGGAAUGAUGGCCAGCUCCCGUCAGUCGAGGAGUAUCUUUUAGGGUCGUUCUGGCCUGGUAUCACGGGAUUUGAGAUUGACAAUGAAUCUCGGCCUGGUGAUCAAAAUGAGAUUCAACCCAUGAUGGGCGGGAUUUAG